AAUUAAUCUCUACGCUUCUCUCUCUGCAAUUACUCCUGGAGAGCAUCCCUCUCUAGGAUAUUGAGUAUUGCUGACUUGAGCGUUGGAGUGUUUUCUCCGAGGAAACAACCUCGGGAUUUUCAGAGGGAUGCCGCGUGUUUCUGCUCCUGCUCCUCCCCGAUGCUCUGCCCCCCGACCCUCUGCACCCGAGAAGCCCCCCAACUACCGCCACCCAUUUUUCCGGCCAGAAAUCCGACAAAGCUUGGGGAUUUCUCCCUAUUUUCUUGUCUUAGAACACCUGUUGAACCCAGAAAAUCUUAGAUCUGCGUCUUCCUCCCUCUGCUGUCCGUCGGCUGCUAUGUGGGUGUGAGGUUUUUGGGCUUUUUCUGGUAAGAUUUAGCCAUGAAUCCCUCUCUUUAACUUUGAUUUAGGUUGGGUUUGGUUUAAUUGCUUUUGUUCCUUCCAAUUUUUGGGUAGCCGCGAGUUCCCCUGCAGAAUUUCUUCUUCUCUGCCGUCGGCUUCACCCCCCCCCCUGCUAGGCUCGGUUUUGCUUGCUAAAUUCUGGUAAGUAGCCAUCUUUUCCAAGCUUAAAAUGACCCAUUUAAUGGCUGGGUUUUGUCUAUUAGUUGAUGCUCUGUGUUGUCCGAAUCUGCUGGAAUAGGGGAUGAAUUUGGCAGCCCUUUUAAAUGUGUUUUUGUGCUUGAUUUAUGUAGAAUUAGCUUAAUUUGGCUGCUGUGAAUUUUAUAAAGAAAACCCCGUGAUUAGCUAGUGUUUUGGCUAAUGUUUGGAAGUGGCAGUACUGUUCACGUCGUGAGCACUGUUCACGGGUACUGUUCACUGGGUACUGUUCACACACCGAGGGUUAACGAUUAACGGGAUUUAAAGGUUUAGUUUGUGAUAUAAGAAUGAAAUUGGAGAUGUUCA
Rubroshorea leprosula is the source of this 903-nucleotide messenger RNA. The record is from the annotation of a GenBank genome assembly. NCBI's taxonomy places the organism in Eukaryota, Viridiplantae, Streptophyta, Magnoliopsida, Malvales, Dipterocarpaceae.